GCCAUCUUGCAUUGAGAAAAUGUCGUAGGUUGGUCUUCAGUUUGCUGAUGCUUGGAAAAUUAUAAAGAAGAUUGCGAAGAAACUGGACCCAAUUUCAACUGUGAGUUUAAGAAGAUGAGCAGAAUGGGGCGCGGCAACAAGCGGGUGCCGGACAUCCCCUUGCUGAUGGAGUGCUUCGACGAGGACCUCUCGCCCCACCAGCUGGCGGCGUACAACCGCUGCGAGAACGAGUACCAGGAGAUCACGGCCAAGCUCGAGAACCUGGGCAAGACAGCGGAGGUGAUCGAAAGAAUCUCCGAUCAAGUUUACGCCCUCCAGACUGCAACUGUGGGGAAUGCUCCGUUACCAGCUGUGAAUGCAAGUGCAGCAACUCCAGCUGUUGGCAUCACAAAAAAUGUAAAUUCUCCAAUCACCAGACAACAGGCAGCUUUGAUUGGCCAGCCACCGCCAACCAUUGUGUCUGCACAAUCGGUGAUACUUCAGAAUCAGCAGUCCGGUGGGGUGGUAACCAGAGGCGCUGCUGCGGGAGGGAAUACCUAUCAGCUGGUGAUGGAUCCCCGUCUAGGCCUCCUGGUUGGAACUGUCACCACGCAGUCGCAAGCAACUACUCCUGUGAUACAGAGCACUACGAGUUUAGCUGGGAAAGCAUCGAGUAUGGCGACCCCGCCAGAUGCCCCCUUGCCCCGGGUGCAGUCCCAGGUCGCGUCGACCCCCGCCCGCACAGCCAUGCCGCUGCGCACGAGGACGCAGGUGGCCAUGUCCCAGGCGGCGCCCACGCCCCAGAAGCAGCCAGCCAGCGGGCCGGGCGCGGCCAAGGCAGGCCUCGUGUCGCUGGCCCCAGCUGCCCCUGUUCCUCGCACGAGGGGCAAGAAUGUUCCCAUUACACCUAAACCCGCGGAGGGAAACAGUAUCGGUGGGUUGUCUCUGGGAGGAGCCAACAAGCCGAAAGACCCUGCAUGUGCAGCUCCAGUGGUUGACUUGACCAACGACGACAAUCCGACAACAAAAACCACCAGCAAACAGCCGGUGGCAGAUUCCCACGAGGUGACUUUCAGCAAACUGUCAGGCAAGACUUUCCCGUCGCUGGUGGUGGUCGCUCGACCAAACUUGAGAGUGAAAGAUAUCCCACAGUCAGUCGCUUCUCAGGAGAGAACGCAGCUCGAUUCCAAAGUGAAGAAUGUCUUGAUGUUCUUGGCCACCAAGUUCACUGAAUGGCUCAUUCAGCAAGGCUUGGUCCGUAGUGAGCAGACUUGUAGCAUUCACUACGGCACUUCAUCGUCGAGGGUGCGACUGAAACUUGGAAUGUAUUCCGAUGCAUCCAAGUUCCCGUACAGUGGUGGAUAUGUGUGGAUUAGUGACUGUUGUCCGCAGCGUUUUGUCUCUGUUUUCCAUGGAUCCAUAUUCGAGGGUGCCCCCCACCCUCCCACAGUGUUGUUGAAGCUCAUCUACCACUGGUGUUGCCAGACAAAUAUUCAGAACGUGGUGCAGUGGGUCAAAGUUGACAACUUUUACGUCAAAAAUUUUUACAGCAACAUGCGUAGUAUAUGUACUGUUGCAGUUCAUGAGAAGUAUGAAAAAAUGGGUGGUUCACGCAAGAAAAUAGAGGUUGGAGUGAUAAGCUUGGGCACAACGUCUCAAGAUGGCAACAUGAGGCAAGUCAAGGUUGAAGUCCUAGGAGUGAUGGAUGCUGAGAACAAGCUUGUCAGACUGCGUGCUAUAGAGCCUUUACAGGAAGGCGAACGCAACUACAAGCGGAGGUUCGUGAAGAUCCUGGAGCCUCUGGAGAACUGGGUUGAGAAGGACAGUAUCAUCCUGACAGACUUCACCGUAGACAAGGGCACACUCCACACCAUGGGCUUCACCCAGGUGUACCAGGUGUCUGUCGCUGAUGCCUCGUCAGGGAACAACAAGUUCAGUAACCAAAACGUCAUGGAAUACUUGCGACGCAUUGUCCCUCGUAUGUUUCAGAAUACGCUUUCUCUGCUGAGCAGACAAAUAAUUCAGCAGUUCCUCGACGAGCUAGUGUGGCGUGAGAGGUGGGGCCCAAUAGCCGCGCAGGCUUUCGAUAACAUCAUCUUGCACAUAGCGGAGCAGACGAAGCUGGACACAGGGGAAAGUCUGGUCACGCGACUGAGUAGAGUCUCCGCCAACCCGUUCAAGCACUGGAACUACGCAUCCUUCCCGCCACCGAGCGUACAGCAGCCAUCCGGCAGCAUGGGUUCGAAGGCUGAUGCCGGCAGCAAAACCCCCAGCGCGGCUGCAAAAAAUACAUCUGGGACACCACAGGGGGACAACCAGUCCGUCAGCACCAUGGAGAUGCUGCCUCAGAGCAUCAGAGACGCGCAGCAGGCGGGCGGCUCGGCCAAGCGCAGCAGGAAGCGAGUGGCGGAGACCCCGGCCGCGGUGGCCGGCCCCGCUUCCAAGCAGCCCAAGCGGGUGGCGACCCCCCCGCAGACGAAGGCCGUGGUGACCCCCCCGCCCCCGGAGGAGCAGGUCUGCCUCGACUCGUACUACUACGGCAGCAUGGAGGGAGACGCGGAGAAGAUCAAGAAUGAGUUCAAGAACACUCUCGAUAUCAAGUGCUGUGUCUGCCACCGGAAGUUUGUGAACAACAUUACCUUGAUGAAACAUCUUUUGAUGCACGUGCAGUCGAACUCAGAAUUCACCACGGAGCUGAGCGACCUCACUCAGUGCAAGUAUUGUCUCAAGUCUUUCCCCACGCCGUUUUCCAUGCAAACACAUAUGGAGGAGGUGCACAUGAAGGUGACGACCACGAGCCUGGUGUGCCGCAUCUGCGAGGAGAAGUUCAAGGACCGCAUGUCGCUGAUCGGCCACAUGCACAAGAGCCACGUGGCCACGGAGCUGCCGUACGAGUGCGGCGUGUGCCGGUUCCGCUCCUCCCUGCACAAGGACGUCGUCGACCACUUCUACGAGGUACAUAAUGGUGGUGAGAAGCUUCAGUGCCCAUUUUGCCUGAAGAUUGUGUCUAUUGGUAACCGUGGGAAGAAGAUAUCAGCCAAUGUUAACUUCUACUUGAACCAUAUGCAGAAACAUCAGCGCAAGUCCAUCACUCGAAAGUGCAACAAGUGCACUUUGUGGUUUGUGCACAAGGGCAUUCUCAAAGAGCAUCAGAUCAAAGACCACACUUCCUUCAUGGGACAGACAGGCACAAAGCCGUUCAGCUCGAACUCGGAUGAUGUGAUGAUGUCGCGACCGGCAGCGUAUCAGAACAAUCAAGGUCGUGGUCCGUUGGUUCGGAAAGGCUCCCCUAAGCUGCGCACCUCGUACAACAUGAAGAAGUUUGAGGAGAUGAAGAUUGUGGGUGUGGACCCAGGCUCGCGGUGCUGCGAGUGUGAGGGAGACAUGAUGGGCGAGGACCAUUUCAUGGGCUACCUGCAGUGUUUGAGGUGCCAGUACUCAACUUGCUGUGGUAAAGCGAUGGCAGAGCACACGGUGAUGUUCCACGACUCCUUGCGCACCCCUCAGUUCAGCCUCGGUCGUGUCAGCCAGCUGCCCAAGGAAAUGUUCUGUGUCUGUGGCUUCAAGUCUUCCAGCGGGAACAAGCUUGCCAAUCAUCUUGCGCACUGCAAGCGGAAAAGUGCGUACCCGUCCCCGGCCCAUGCCAAGGCUGCUACGAUCCAGUCAGCGUCAUUCCCGCCUUUGGUGACGCUGGACGAUGCUGAGGAGAAUUCCAGCGAGGACCCCAGUGAUCGCUGGUUGAAAGCUUUCGUGUCCCGGAAGGACGACUCGGAGAACAGCAAGGAUCUGCCGGAGAAGAAGCAAGCUCCGCCAGCAGAAAGGGCCGAUCCGCCCAGCAUGUUGAAUAUCCUGGGUCUGGUUCGCAAAGCUUCUACAGAUGAUUCGAGCCUUGAUCGCGCCCCGUCAGACACUGAGGGAGGUGCAACUGAUUCUAGACCUGAUGCAGAGAAGAACAUGCCAGUUGCUGGAAAAUCUGAAGAAAGCAAUAAUAAAAAUCAAGAAGAAAUGGAAAUUGAAAUAGAUGUAGAUGUGGAGAGAAUAGAUGAUGAUGAUGACGAUGGACCUGAUUUUCAACCUGGUGGCUGUACGCCUGACAAAGAUGAUAAAGCAUUUCCUGGUUUUGACGUAGUUGGUAGUGGUAGCCACAAGGAAGCAGAUGGCUUGGAAAAGGAUUUAGGUGUGCUCAGCGCUUUCGACCAAAGCUCCAGUGGCGACAAGGCAGGUAGCUCUUCACCAGCGUUGGAUGAUGACAGCGUGAGUAGCGCAGCAGAGGUAAGCAAUAACGUGGACGCGGCUUCAGUACAGCAGAAAGUUGCUGGCAGCCCACCCAGAGGAAAAGGGCUAGCUGAGAUCUCUGAUGGCAAGAGUGCCGAGGCGUGCAUCGAGUUGGAAGAGGACCGUAGCUCGAGUCCUGGUGCAACCGAGCUAGAAACUGCCAGUAGUGUUUCACCUCUCGUCCAGCUGGGAACGGAUAGUAACGCUUUGUUGCCUACUGUUCGAACGGAAAAUGGCUAUCCUUCCGUGGCCGUCCCUCCGGUAGCUGACGGUAGCGAAGAGCAGCGUCUCGCCCCACCUGAAGCGGACUGUCGACCUCUCGGCCCGAUGGAAAUGCACUGCGAUGAUCCACCAGUGGAGCAGCUGGAAGCUGGCAGUGGUGGCGUGGACACAGCCGUCACCGGGCCAGCCACAAGCACUGCCGACGCUCGGCCCCGGCUCGAGCUGGGAGCGAACAGCAGCGAACUGCCGCCGGCACACGACACGAAGGGCCGUGAGCCAGUGGCGGCAGGAGCAGGCACCGUACUGCAGGCAGAGGAACAGAUGGAGGUUGACCCCGAGCCGUCGCAACACGCUCCUGGGAGCGAAUGGAAACACUCAGGGCUGCUGGGCAGUGUUUAGUUUGUGGAAACUCUGGGCAUCGUGAGUUCAGUUCAACCCCUUUGCUAUGUUCCAGGAUUAUAAGUUUCUUGGAGUUUUGUACAGUUUUCUCCGUGACUCCAUGUCAUGCUCAACCAGUGUGAAUUUCCCUCUUUUUGCACUCUUUUGACACUUUUGCAUAAGUUAUUCGGGGUCCCUUGAAAACUGUAAUUAAAAGGUUUACUUUGCUUGUGUAGUUAUUGUGUGUUCUCUCUCUGUUGCUUUUUUUUUAUAUAAUUUCUUAGCCAAGACAUUUUUAAUCUCAAAUAUUUAAAAACUUUUUUUAAGCUUCGUGAUUGUUUUGUAGUUUGUGGUAUCUUGAAUCUUAUUACCAAAUUAUAACAUUUGUAAAACGACGUUUCAUUGUUCCAUAGUUGAUGUUGAUUAAAUAUUACUGAUGAAAAAUAUGUAAUAAACUGUAUAGUUGAAAAAAAAAUGUUAUAACCUAAACACUUUAUAUUAGUAUACUUUAAAUUUGUAAUGUGCUGUAGAAAGUAUGUUAAAUGUCAAUACAGUACAUGCCAUGCAUGUGCUCUAAAAUGGAUUUGCUGUAGUAUAGUGAAACCUCAUAAAGUACCUCACUAUAAAUGAUUUCUCAAGAAGAGGUUUUACAUUUAGUAACAGUUCAGUAUAAAGUACUUUCAUUAGUAAGUACCAAACAUGUGGGUUUUUUCAUGUACUUUCUAAUAAGAUUUCACUGUACUGCUUUUCAGUUAUUUUUCACUCACUUUUUUAAAGAAAAUAUGAAUUAACUUUUUUAAAAUGUGUUAUUAUUUAUGUGUAAACUAGAAACAAUGCAAUAAACCUGAAUAAAUGAUUGUUUCAA
This is a messenger RNA of Bacillus rossius redtenbacheri, 5719 nucleotides long. RefSeq lists its product as uncharacterized. Gene Ontology annotation, molecular function: DNA-binding transcription factor activity, RNA polymerase II-specific; sequence-specific DNA binding. The record is from RefSeq and is a predicted model, not a curated record. The transcript has 24 exons. The coding region runs from base 115 to 4875 and encodes 1586 amino acids. Gene Ontology annotation, cellular component: nucleus. Gene Ontology annotation, biological process: regulation of transcription by RNA polymerase II. Lineage: Eukaryota; Metazoa; Arthropoda; Insecta; Phasmatodea; Bacillidae.